Messenger RNA from Clunio marinus, 1037 nucleotides. The record is from the annotation of a GenBank genome assembly. Lineage: Eukaryota; Metazoa; Arthropoda; Insecta; Diptera; Chironomidae.
AUUCAACUUCAAACCGAUGUGCGAGAAGGUUUUUCUCAUCACUCUGAAGUUUUUAAGAUGGCUGUCUUUCUGGUAAAAUGAAAAAAAUUAGUUAAAACGUCUGAAGUAGCGCUCAGAAAUGGAUUCAAAGAAUCAAAAGAUAAAGAGACCAAAACGUCAGCAAAAAGUGAUAGAAGACUAUUGGGAUUGUUCUGUGUGUACAUUUAGAAAUACAGCAGAAGCUUUCAAGUGUCUAAUGUGCGAUGUAAGAAAAGGAACCUCAACGAGGAAGCCGCGUUUGAAUUCAGCUCUUGUAAGCGCUCAGCAGGCGGCAACUCAACUUCAAUUUCCUGGAUCAAGUAAUCCACAUAGCUCUAAAUCUUCCAAUAAGCUUUCGCGAAAUAAAAACAAAAGAUCGAAGUACGUCAGGUUGAAAAACAUCGAUCGAACGACAGGAAAAGAUGAACAGGUGACGGUGAAUAACGUUACUAUCGUCAUAACCGAAUACAAGGCAAAAAUUGUCAACAACCGCGAAUCGCGGAAUGAUUCAAGUGAUUAUAGUGAAAGUAAUGAUUCGCGAAGUUAAGCACAACUUCCUUUUAAACACUUAUGAAAACUCCAUAGGAUUGUGAAUCGAAAUAGAAUUUAUAAUAAAUUUUAGUUAAUCUAAAAUGUGCGCAUGAUCUAAAGCAACAGAGACAGCUGUUAUAACAACAAACCAACAAUAUAGAAACACAACUGGAAGAUGGAAUUAGUUUCGAUAAUAUUAUAUAAAUACUGCCAUUAUUCUACUAAUCGACAAAUCGAUAUUCUUAUCAAUAUCACAAUGAAAAUAUGAAAGCGGAUUAAGUUUAGUUUACGACAAUAUUUAUAUCAACGCAUAAUUUCAGUCUUCAAGUAGAGUUCACUAUUGAGCGAGUCAACAUUUUUAUCCCAAGCUGAAAAUUAUAAGAAAAGAAAAGUUUAAACCAAAAAAAGAAAAAGUGAUGAAAUCAGAAUCGAAAUUAUAUUAAAUUCAACUACUUUUCAUUUUCUCUCUCUCUCUCUCUCUCUCUCUC